Molecule: messenger RNA, 2669 nt
Organism: Aricia agestis (brown argus)
Lineage: Eukaryota; Metazoa; Arthropoda; Insecta; Lepidoptera; Lycaenidae
Gene: Hexo2
Product: chitooligosaccharidolytic beta-N-acetylglucosaminidase
Exons: 10
Coding region: 308-2134 (608 amino acids)
Biological process (GO): carbohydrate metabolic process; ganglioside catabolic process; glycosaminoglycan metabolic process
Cellular component (GO): membrane
Molecular function (GO): beta-N-acetylhexosaminidase activity
Source: RefSeq, a predicted model, not a curated record
UGGGCCGCGCGCGCGCUUUAUCAAACACGAUAAUGUUAAACAGCGCCAAAACAAUAAUAAAACAGUACAUAAAACCCCACUUGUUAUGCCCCAAGUCAUAUCACAUGUGGCAUUCGCCGUGAAUAUGUGUUGGUGAAAAAAAAAACAAAAUUUGAAUUUGGGAUAACAAAUUAAUUUAAAAGAUUUUCCUAAGACUGAAUUAAAAUUGAACCGAAUUUUAUUGCAAUUAAAAGUGAUAGUGUGACUAAAAGUGAGAUUUACACACGUUAUUAAUAAAUUGAAGACAAAAUAUUAUAAGUAACCAAAAAUGGGAAUGUUCAAGUGGUCUUUUGCCGUCCUAGUCCUAUGCAGCUUGGUGAGAACAGAAGAAACAACAGUAGGUCCUACGCCCGAAGUGUAUGAACCGUCAUGGACGUACAAGUGCGUACCUGAGGAGGGCUGCGAGAGGUCCUCUCAUCCCACGACCAGGUCUGCGGACAACUCCACCAUGACUUUCGACAGCAUUGACGUCUGUCGCACAGUAUGCGGGCGCUUCGGCGGCAUAUGGCCGAAACCUGUGAGUGCCGCCAUCAGCAUGCAGACGGUCAAGAUACAUCCUAAAUACCUGAGAUACGACCUCAGCAACGCGCCAACCGAAGCCCGGGAGCUGCUAGUCCAGAUGACCCAUGUGAUCACGGGCAACCUGCUGGACGAGUGCGAUGGCAACGUCACCGAAGUGGUCACCACGCCUGUGGUCGUCUACAUCACGGUCAGGACCACCAACCUCGAUCUGACGUGGGACACUGACGAGCAGUACUUGUUGGAUGUGCAGAGCAAAGAUAAAAGCAUAGCAGUCCACAUCGUAGCAGAAACUGUGUACGGAGCUCGUCAUGGCCUUGAAACCUUCACCCAACUGGUCGCCUCAGAGAAGCCAGAAUACACCGAUGAAUUCAGAUGUUCCCUCCGCCUGGUGUCUGGUGCCAAGAUCUCUGACAAACCAGCCUUCAAAUACCGAGGGUUCAUGCUGGAUACUUCUAGAAAUUUCAUCCCGUUGGCAGACAUAAAGAGGAUGAUGGAUGGAAUGGCUACAACUAAACUGAACGUGUUCCAUUGGCAUGCGACUGACUCUCACAGCUUCCCUCUAGAAUCCACUAGAGUCCCACAAUUCACCAGAUACGGCGCAUAUUCCCCAUACGACCUGUACACGACGGAGGACAUUCGCGAUCUGAUCAAGUAUGCGCAGAUCCGCGGUAUUCGUGUGGUCAUCGAGAUCGACUCGCCCGCUCAUGCUGGCAACGGCUGGCAGUGGGGCAAGGAUUACGGUCUAGGUGACCUAGCGGUGUGUGUGAACGCCAAGCCGUGGCGGAGCCUGUGCAUCCAGCCACCGUGUGGUCAGCUCAACCCGGCCAACCCACACAUGUACCGCGUGCUCAGAGACCUGUAUAGAGACAUCGCUGAGGCGCUGCCGCAGCCAGCGCUGUUCCAUAUGGGAGGAGAUGAGGUGUUCUUCAACUGCUGGAAUUCUACGGAAGAGAUCACGUCUUACAUGCAAGGAAAGGGCAUUGAGACAAAUCUGGAAGGAUUCAUAAGGCUUUGGGCUGAAUUCCAUGCGACAGCCCUCAAGAUUUGGGACGAAGAAAUGGCAGCAAUAGGACAGACAGAGAAACAGCCGGUUAUGCUGUGGUCAUCAGAACUAACACAGGCGCAUAGAAUACAGAAGUAUCUGAAUAAGGACAGAUACGUCAUAGAAGUAUGGGAGCCACUGAAUAGUCCUUUGCUGACGCAACUAAUAAGGAUGGGAUACAAGACGAUAUCAGUGCCAAAGGAUGUUUGGUAUCUGGACCAUGGAUUCUGGGGCAAAACCACUUACUCCAACUGGCGUCGAAUGUACUCCCACGUGCUGCACAGAGACCCCAAUGUCUUAGGAGGAGAAGUCGCUAUGUGGAGCGAAUACGUUGAUACUAAUUCGUUGGAUGCUCGAGUAUGGCCCCGCGCGGCUGCAGUGGCGGAACGUCUCUGGGCUGACCCUACAUCAUCAGUGAGCGCCGCCGAAGCUCGUAUGCAGAGACUGCGCGCACGCCUUAUCGCAAGAAAGCUGAGGCCAGAUGCGCUAGCUCCUAACUGGUGUGCCCAUCAUGAUUCUAGAUGCCUUUGAGGUUGUCUUGUUUUAUGACAAGUAGUAUUAUGAUCCUUAUGAUUAAAAAACCAUCAAUUUUAAUUUAGUAUUGGUUGAAGAUAUUUCGCGGAUCCCACACUUCGACGUGAUCCUGCCAUGCCUUACUGUUGUGCUUAUGAUGAUUCCAGAUGUCUUUGAGGUCUAAUUGAUUCAUAUCAAAUAGUGUUAACAUCUUUACUAUGAUUUAGGAAAUAUCAGAAUUUAUUUUCAAUGAUGGUAUUGACUGAAUGUACUCAGAUUCAAAAUCUUUCGCGCAGCCUAAGAUUGAUACUAUCAUUUUUGGCUUCUAACUCUGUUUUACACUUCUAUGAAGAUUCUCUUUUGAUAGUUAAUGAGCUUGGUAUUUUGGUCAAAUAUCUUUACCCAGAUUUAAAAUGAAAACACGAGUUGCUGAUCUUUAAAUAUGUUUUUCACCUUCGAUGAUUUAAGAGCAAUGUCUUCUUUCUUGUAAGCUACUUUAGGCAUCUUAGGCAUUGACCAAGUUAUGUCUCGUUUAUUUUAUUGACAUUGUUGU